AUGGCCGAAAAUGAAGACAUUAAAGUAGUUGAAGAUCAAGCUCAACAGUAAGUCCACAUUUCACUGAUUGCAACGUUUAGACCCAAGAAUCUGGAAGAAAAGAAGGAAAGAGUUGAUGACAGACAACAGUUUAUGUGUUCCAUUUGUGGUUUGUGCGAAUUGACCAAAUAUGGACGACUGGAACACAAAACUAUAAGGUAAAACAAUAUAAAUUUAAAAAAAUAAAUAUUAAAAAUCUCACAAAAUGUAUAAACUUUAUAAAAAUAAUGAGAUAAAUGUUAACUUUCAGCGCACACGGAGAAGUUUUCUACAUCCUAGACCCCUUUGUUCCCUAUGACAUUCACAAGGUCGACUUUCGAGUAUCAGACUUUGUAAUCUUCGGAUCAAAGUGUUCAAUAUGUCAACAACCUGUUUGUGUAUCAAAGGUAAUAUUCUUUUCUAGUUAACAAGAAGUAUUAAAAAACAAUUUUUUUAACUUCUGCAAGCCUAUAAUAACGAGCUAAAUGAACCCGACAGACCUCAAUAUUCUUCAAAAUCAGAACCCUCAUAAUUAUAACCCAAUUUACAGGCGUGUUCACUAUUCUACCACAGUAACUAUUGUUUGUAUUGCGUGGAACGGGAACAGCAUCGAUUUCCAAAAGAAAUAAUCAACGUAAGAUAACUCCAUUCACGUGAAAUUCAUGUUUUUAGGACUUGCACAAGAGAUUCGCCCAGAUUUCCAAAAAAGAUGUCCCCAACACGUCAAAAGAAACCCUAAAGGAAGAUGUUUUGACUAAAACAACAUAA
Messenger RNA from Bursaphelenchus okinawaensis, 786 nucleotides. The record is from the annotation of a GenBank genome assembly. NCBI's taxonomy places the organism in Eukaryota, Metazoa, Nematoda, Chromadorea, Rhabditida, Aphelenchoididae.